This is a messenger RNA of Schistocerca americana (American grasshopper), 6414 nucleotides long. RefSeq names its product probable G-protein coupled receptor Mth-like 1. The transcript is spliced from 10 exons. Lineage: Eukaryota; Metazoa; Arthropoda; Insecta; Orthoptera; Acrididae. Bases 1844 to 3889 code for a protein of 681 amino acids. Gene Ontology annotation, biological process: cell surface receptor signaling pathway; G protein-coupled receptor signaling pathway. Gene Ontology annotation, molecular function: G protein-coupled receptor activity. Gene Ontology annotation, cellular component: membrane. The record is from RefSeq and is a predicted model, not a curated record.
UGUGCGCCUGUGGCAGCCGCGCCUCCACUGCAAGAAGCGAGGGGCUGCAGACGCUCGCGUGUAGCAGGCGCCUCUACCCGCUCCGGUCCAUUCGCUAAACGAGUGGGCGUACUCGCAGCACAGCGGCGUCCCGAGCCCGGGAUUACUCACCUUCCACCGACGUGACUAACGACCGUUACCAGUGUGUUUAGCUGCUAACGCCCUCACACAGGCUGCAGACACGUUUGAGAAUUCGAAUGCAUAUUUACAUAUCUAUAUCAGCGAAAAGAUAGAAAAGUUAUUUCGUCAGUCUUCUGUCGCGCUACAGAGUUUUCGAACUUUGUUGCCAGCAGCGGCAGUAUCGCAGUUCAAACGUUCGUCGACGGGUAAAGUUGCUGAAGAAUAUAUUACCGGCUACUCAGUAUUUCGCGAUUCACAAAAGUCGAUACAAUAGUAGGACAGAUAUAAGACACAAAAAGCUGCUGUCAGACAACACCAUCGGGUGAGAACGAGACUAGGAAAUUGACAAUAGAAAAGAUGAACUUUCAUCUGUAGAACAAACUCUGCUGUGGUACUCGUACAUACAGUUUCACUAACGGAACUGCUAACGCUAAACGGGUUGAAACCUACAAGCAGAAAGCCAUUGUAACAUCUCUAGGCUAGACGCUUCCAACUGUGGUUCUCAUAUCGCUGACGGACAGUAUUCCUGUUAUCUCUUCCACUGUUCUGGCGGAGUCUAACGUUCCUUAAACGCCCGUAUUUCCUUACGAAUAAUUCAUUUGAGAGUUUUGUUAACUGACACAUUGAACUCUUAGUACCGUCGUACUUUUAAGAGAGAAUUUGCUACGUCUCUUUCCCUCAGCUUCUUUUCUGGAAACUCAAACAAAUACGUCGCAGGUGGUCGAGUUUUUGUAGUCAUAAAUCUGUUCUACGUCUAGAUCGGGUAGGUUUUAUUAAACUAAUUCACGAGUUUAUUUACACUCUGAACUUAUCAAAUUUAUUUUAUUCAAGGCGAUUUACGUCAGAUCAUUCACACUGAUAUCCAGAACAGUUCUUGAAUCAUUAAUUGUAGUUCGAAUGUAAUUCACUUUUACGGCUGUGCAGAUCCUAUCUUGUUCGUUCAGGAAAACAUUUGAUGAACGAUAUUAGGUUUCAGUUUCCUAGCGUGAAACUGUAAUGCAUGAAUUCCAAUGUUUGAUAUUGUCUUUCUAAGCAAGUUGUAGCUCGUCCCGUUCUUAAGGACUGUCUUACAGCUCUAAUUAGCCAGUCACCACGGGGAUGUGCGGUGUCACAAUCUGCUUUCGAUAGUAGGAAUACGUGUGCAUUAAACUUCGCGUUUCACUGACUCUAGACAGAACAGAAAUUCCGUGGAGAGUCACUUUUCUUUUAGAAAACAAAAUGUGAAAACUGGUAUCCGCAUACCGAUGCCGUCGUGUGAAAAUCGUUGUUUACAAUGGCGAGUAAUGCAGUACGACGACGAUCGUAGCGUGUUUCUUGCCGGACUUCAUGUGAACGAGCCUGAACCGUAAACAUACCCAGUGGGACGCAGUGUGCCUGUCGAACGCGUUGUAACGGUGCUUAGGCCGGGGGAGAAAGUGCGGUUAGCGCGACAGUAAUAUUUCUGCAGGUGACUGCUCUGUGCUGUGAACAAGUCAUCAAAACUGUGAAUUCUUUAGCUAGACAUAGCUUUUCGCACGACUAGUGUCUGCAGUGAAGAUUUUCCACACGUGACGAAGUGAGGUAAGAGGGUUAGCCAGAGAGGAAUGUUACCUGGUACAGUGCGAUCGGAGUGGUGGUGUAAGAGUGAGACGGACAGAUAAGCAAGUGCGGCACGGUGGUCCAGAGUAGCAGGAGCUCGCCGGAGAUGGUGGUGGUCGCUGUGUUGGUGGCGAUGGUGGUGGCGGCUGUGGAGCAGUGCAGCGCGUCCGAGCCGCUAGUGGUGCGCGUCAACAAGUGCUGCCCUCUGCACCAGCAGCUGGCGAUAAACAUGACCGCCUGCCUCGACUACGAUUACGAGAAGUACGAGGUGGCGCGCACGGCUCGCUCUACACCCACGCCGUCGACGGCUGCGUCGUCGCCGCCGCCGCCACCGCGGCUGCCGUGGUGGGUGUCUGCGAAGCUGCGCGUGGUGAUGCCGUCUGGGCAGGAGGUGGGGGCGGCGGGGGUGGCGUGGCUCGCCAGCCCGGGGGCGGUGCCCGGCUGCCCCGCGCCCUGGCGCUCCCUGCUGAUGCAGCACCUGAACCAGUUCACCGUCACGCACGACGGCCGCAUGCUGCUGUACGACGCCGGAGACGAAGACGACGACGGCGUAGACGACGCGCCGCUGGAGCUGCCCGCCGGCGCCUUUUGCCUCGACAGGAUCAAGGUCCGACAGGACGGCGAGGGCCGGCUGGUGGCUCUGGCGUGCGAGUGCUCGUCGGCGUCGGCGUGGUGCUGGCGCAGCUGCUGCCCCUCGGGCUACAAGCUGGACGUGGCGGAGCUGGACCGCGUCCACCAGAACGUCGACUGCGUCAGCGACGCCUCGCCAGAGGCACCCAGGCCCUGGCUGCCCACGCUGCCCAACAUGCGCCGCCGGGAGGUCUACGGAUUCCCCAAGUGCGAGAAGGGUGAGCACAUCUCGGAGACGUACGAGGGGCAGUCGUGGCAGUUGCUGGCCAACGGCAGUGCGCUGGUAGGGGGCGUGGCUCUGGCGCAGCCCCUGGAGCGCUACUGCGCAGACGCGGCGGGCCACGGCGGCCGCGGUCAGCUGCUCUACUGCAGCGACAGGUCCGUCUCCUGGAAGCCCAACCGCCAGCGCGGCCUGCUCUACGGGCUGCUGUUCGGACUGGGCGCCAUCUUCCUGCUCGCCACCGUCCUCCUCUACAGCUGCCUGCCCGGCCUGCUGGCUCGGAUGCACGCUCGCGCCGUGGUGUGCCACGCUACCUCUCUGCUGGGAGCCUACGUGGCGCUCGCCGUGAUGCAGACGUGGCCCGACAUGCCGCCGCCAGCCUGCUCUGCCGCCGCAUUCAUUGUGCAGUAUUCCUUCCUGGCGGCGUUCUUCUGGCUCAACGUCAUGUGUCUGGACAUUUCCUGGGCCUUCAGUGGGCUGCGCUCGCUGCAGGGCGGCGCCUGGGACGGCGACCGCCGGCGCUUCUGGUGGUUCUCCGCCUACGCGUGGGGCGGCGCCGCCCUCGUGUGCGCGGCCACCGCUGCCGUCGAGUUCUCCGACUCCGUGCCCAAGGGCGCCAAGCUGAAGCCAGACUUCGGCGCCGUACGAUGUUGGUUCAGGGGGCGCGAGGCGACGCUGCUGUUCUUCUACGGGCCGGUGGCUGUGUUGCUGCUGGGGAACCUCUCCCUCUUCACCUACACCGCCGUCAAGAUCGUCUCUGCUCACAAGGAGACGCAGAUACUCAACAUGGUGGACGGGCGCCGCCGCGGCAAGUCCAGCGGACACAGCAUCUACCGCAAGGAACGCCAGAGGCUAGUGCUGUACACCAAGCUGUUUGGACUGAUGGGACUGACGUGGGUGAUGGAGAUCGUGUCGUGGGCUGUGGGCGGACCUGCCUACUACUGGUACCUGACGGACCUGGUGAACCUACUGCGGGCUGUCUUCCUAUUCUACCUGUUUUGCUGCAAGCGCAGCGUGCUUCGGCUGCUCAGGUCACGACUGCCCUCCUGGUGCCCGUGCUCACUGCCGCCAUCAGAGGGUCAUGGAGGCUCUGGAUCAGGCAGCAGCAAGAGCAAGACGGAGACGCGCAGCCGCAGCUUGACCUCGCAGCGCACCACCUCCUUCAAGCUGACGGAGCAGCAGAUCCUGCAGCUGACUCAGCAGGCCUUGCCUCAGCAACUGGACACUCAGCAGCCACCAGAACGGCAGCCGCAGCAGCCCAACGGCCACGCCACCAGCCCCCCAGACACCACUCCAAUUUGAGGCUACACCUCAGAUGGGCGUUUUGUGUGCUUCACAGCUGCUCACCUCCGUGCUGUUGCUUAUGAUGCCUGCCAGGCCGAGUGAUCAGGUGCAUCCCUGCAUCAAAACUUCAGUACCAGCGAACAACAGCUGCAUCUUGCAGCUGCCUUUGUGCCACUAUCUCUGAUGGGCAUCCUCCUGGUCACUUGCAUGCCUGCCAUUGCGGCCUAGGUUCGUGCUGUAGCUGUCACUGCCCACCAGGCUGAAGAAACCAAUCAGACGCCAUUCCAUCUUACCACUGGCGACGUUGACGAAGCAACAUCAGCGUGAAGAGAAGUUGACACGCGUGUGUUCCUCACUAACUGUAAUGACCACAUGGCAACAACACUGAAGACUGUGGAGCUCAGUAUUCUUGCGUGUGUAGCAUUUCGGUCCUGGUUGGAUUUGUGGUGUUGAUAGAAUUCUGGCUGUUUCGUUGACUUUUUCAGAGUGAUGAGGCGGCAACUUCUUUUAUAAAACCAGCUCCAUGAUAACCUUGACUAGUGCGUCCUUGUCCUAACACCUUCUGACGAACAACUGACUUUAUUCGUGCUCAGUGUUGUAGUUAAAUGCCAAAUAUAUUCUGUGAACGACAGGCUUUUAACCACGCCUGUCAGUGAUUUUGUCCCUCAUACACUCUAACGGGAAAGACUAAUUCAAGCUGUAUGGGAUAUUAGCUGUCGCUGUAUGACCUGUGGGAACAUUUUUUGAAGUGCAGCUGGAUGUGGAAAGUGUUUUCUUAUAUUAAUAAGGAAAUGACAACAUAUUAACUCCUUAUAAAACGGUUGGUUGUUCUCAGGUGUGAGACGCUGUUUUAAAAGAUAGGUGGAGUAUCUGCUGAGGUUUUGAUAAGUAACUGAAGCAGCUAGUUACCUUUCUUAUUAAAUACAAACGUUGUAACGACAGAGUAAUCUUUUGGCACGAGCCAGUGGAGUACACUUCCAUGUCUCGGAGAACAAUUUCGAAUACAUGACCGUUUCUGAAUCUGCAACUACCGGCGAAGUUACCACGAAAACAAUGAAGAACAAUGAAAACUUCAAAAUAAGUGAUGUACCUAGUGGAAAGUGACGAUUAUGACAUUUCAGACGUGAACGAAAGUUCAGAAUCGACCAGCAUGCAUUUUGAAAGAUUGGGUUUCAGCGUUUCCGCACUGCUAUGAGAAAUGUCAAUCACGCUUCGAUGAUAACAAUUGUAUCUGAGGGUGUUUCAAAACAUACAGCUUUGAUAUUUAAAGCUAAAUUUCACGACUGGUGAAAAGCUGUAAGCAACUGGCUACCCAAAAAAGAAAACGUGGAAUUUUGACACUGAGGAAAUGGAUGUUUGUAGACUCCACGCUGAUCAGUUUAUUUCACGCAGAACAUCCUGUUGACACCACACUGUUCAAGGGAUCCUUUCGCUGAAAAACUUCCUCGUAUACGUAAUUGGUCAGACAGGAAGACACACGCAGAACGGUAAGAAGUAAUUGUUCCUAGUGUCUUGGUUCCCAGCAUCCUUUACACGGAACGUUUCGGAGCAAUGGAACUAUUUAUUUCAGAGAACCUCCAGUGAACCAGUAAUAGGUCCAUAUCUCAGUGAAUUACGUGAACCAUGCAAAGUUGGGAAUAUGGUAUUAUUCAUACGUUGCCUCAACUAAAACAUACAUGUGUAAUGAGAUAUUGAAGACGUAGCGUAUUAUUAUAAAGGCAUCGCUCAAUACGUUCCAAUAUGUAUAUGAAUUAAUUUUUUGCCUUUGGGUAUCGCAAAUGCCAAUUUAUUUGAUAUAAAUGACAUGAUCUGUGCCUGAAUGGCAUGAGACCCGCCAGUUAUAUUUCGCAGAAUGGGACGGAAUGUCGUAGGACAAUUUUGAAUACAAGACCGUUUGUGAAUUUGCAACUAUCGGAGAAGUUACCACGGAAAAAAAUCAAGAACGAUGAACAAUACAAGUUAAGUGAUGAAAAGGAGAAUCUAUGGGGGACAGACUGUCAACGACAGCUAAUGCAUGUGGCAAUUUAUGUUUCCCGAAGUAGUUUAUUGAUAGUGAAUAAAAACUUAUACACGCAAGUGCACUGCAGUGAUCGUACUGUCAUAUUGAACCCAUUACUUGCAAAGGCCAGUUAAAACAAUGACACGAGACAGGUGUUCUUACUGAUAUCACCUGCAUGUUUUUUAGUUAUUUUACGUUACGACCAUCGAACAAUGAUACAACUAAGUUACAAAUAAAUGUGGAGAGGUUUUAAUCUUCUUGGAAAGACAUUUUUGGUAGUGCACAUAAUAUUGGGUUGCUGGGACAACCUUAAAAAACAAUUGAGGUAAUAAUAAAUUACGAUGGACUUCGUACAGAAGUGAUUUUUGCACUCAGCUCUUCGUCUUACACUAGUCAUUUGGACAACUGAUGUCUAAAAAAAAAAUGUUUAUUUCUCCAUUUAAGAACUACACAGUUCUGAUAGCUGUUUUUGAAAUAUUAGAGUCUCUUGAGGAUUGUUGUACCUUACCACAAUAAAGAUAUUCAACCUUUGUUGCACAUGUUU